Molecule: messenger RNA, 2511 nt
Organism: Histoplasma capsulatum G186AR
Lineage: Eukaryota; Fungi; Ascomycota; Eurotiomycetes; Onygenales; Ajellomycetaceae
Exons: 1
Coding region: 1-2511 (836 amino acids)
Biological process (GO): RNA processing
Cellular component (GO): nucleus
Molecular function (GO): RNA binding
Source: RefSeq, a predicted model, not a curated record
AUGCCGGAAGAUUCAAAAGCGAAAGGAUUUCUUGACCUAUCGUCCAAACUGUCCGCCCCGGCGAAAAAAUCCCUUUUCGAGCGCCAGAAAGCCGAAGCCGAAGCCAAACGCGCCAGGGAGAAAGCAGAGACUGAGGCAGUCUACGAGGAUUUUGUGAAAUCAUUUCAAAAUGAUGCUGAUACACCUACGGGUCCUGGUGUCAGCGGCAGGGUGGGUUCAUAUGGCCGCGGAGGCGCUGUACAUUCGGGGGCGCCUGUUGCCCCUUCAAAGAGGCAUUUCACGUCGAGCACGAUGAGAUCUGCACCCGACAACCAAGGAGCUCCACACUCUUUUGGUUCAAGAAAACGACCGUUUGAGGCGAUGCACUCAUCUCAUAAGGAGAGAGACUUAGGGCACGGUCCGUUCGGCUUCGAGAACUCCCCCCCCGCUCACGCGGACGCCGCAGCUGCAUUUCAGGUUUCCGAUGAUGAGGAUAAACUUGCGGACAAGAAAGAAGCGGAAAGGGCCGCAGCUAAGCCCACCCUUCAUCUGUCAUCGCUGCCACCAGGAACAUCUCCAGCAGUAAUCAAGGCCCUUGUUUCCCAUGCGCUCGUUGUGGACAAUGUUAAAAUUUUACCAGCAACUCCGCAAGGAGCUGGAACCGGAGAACGACGGGUAUGGUCUGCGAUUGUCACCCUCGCAAAAGAGACAGCUGCAACUGAGAUGGAUACUGUUGUCAGCUCUUUACAGAACAAGUAUCUUGGAUGGGGCUACUAUCUCUCGAUCUCACGACAUCUCUCUUCGGCUGCCAUUAAUUCCACCAUGCCAAUUACGACUAUAUCAAAUACCUCCACUUCCAAGCCAUUCGGAGCACGACCAAUAACACAGGGCUCAGGAGGUAAUUACGGUCGUGGUCCGCCUGGUGGUCAUCGAGGAGGCUUUGCGCCUCCAUCAUCUUACGGACCAGGCUACGGUGGUAGGGGUGGAUCUACCUUUCAAGUUGAGGUCAAACCUCCAUCAGAUCUGAAGCAACUCAAACUUAUUCAUAAGACCUUGGAGAAUCUCUUAACAUACGGCCCCGAGUUUGAGGCACUUCUCAUGAGUCGACCCGAAGUCCAGAAAAACGAAAAGUGGGCUUGGAUAUGGGAUUCGAGGAGCCCGGGAGGUGUAUGGUACAGGUGGAAGUUAUGGGAUAUCUUGACGGGCGCACGAAAAACUAGGGGAAGACACCCACCUUCCCCCACGUCUGUUUUCGAAAGCGGGCCUGUUUGGUUGCCCCCCGAAAACCAUUUACAAUUUGAAUAUGUUACGAAAAUAGAGGAGUUCAUAUCUGAUGAAGACUACGAUUCUUCAGAGGAGGAUGACUCUGACAGAGAAGAUGAAAAGCGUCUCGACUCUGGAGCCCAAGAACGCAAUAGCGAUGGGAUAGGCCACUUGAACCCUCUUCAAAAAGCAAAACUCGCACAUUUGCUUGCAAAACUCCCUACUACCAAUUCGAAGUUGCGAAGAGGUGAUGUCGCUCGGAUAACUUCCUUUGCAAUCAGGCAUGCUGGAUGCGGUGCAGAUGAAGUGGUGGAGAUGAUCGUUGCUAAUAUUACCAAUCCGCUGGCUUUUACUAAUGCAAACCCAGAACGCCAACGACGGGAGACAGAACUUCGAGGUGGCAAACCUGACGAUGGUGACGAGGUUAACCCUGCUGAGCAUGACAGCCAAACGGCCCAGUCUUUAACGAAGAAAUCGUCCAAAGAGACCCUGGAUACUUCGGCUUCUAAGCUGGUAGGUUUAUACCUGAUCUCCGAUAUCCUAUCAUCAUCGUCUACAAGUGGAGUCCGGCAUGCCUGGAGAUACCGACAACUAUUCGAAUCGUCCCUAAAAACACAUAAAAUUUUCGAACAUCUUGGCCGCCUGGAAAAAGAGCUCGGGUGGGGCAGACUGAAGAUUGAAAAAUGGAGGAGAAGUAUUACCAGUCUUUUAAGUCUAUGGGAAGGCUGGUGUGUUUUCCCUCAGUCAAGCCAAGAGCACUUUGUUCAGGUAUUUGAAAAGCCGCCCCUUACAGAGAAAGAAAAAUCAGAGGAACAGAAGCGUGUUGAAGCAGAGAAAACGUCAGGUGUGUUUGGCAGCAAAGGAAAGAGUAGAUGGAGAACGGUCGAAGAUGAUGCCAAUGAAGUUGCUGUGGAUACGCACAACACGGAGGAUGUUCUGGAGGGUGAGAAAAUGGAUAUUGAUGACGGAGAUGAUGGUGUUCCCAUGCUAGAUGAUGAGGACAUUGAUGGUGAGCCUAUGGAUGAUGACAUCGAUGGCGUUCCGAUGGAGGACAGCGAUAUGGAGGACGUGGAAACUAAGCAGGCCGAAGGGAAUGGCAUGGACGAGAGCGAACGCCAAGGUGCCCGAGGUGUAUCUUCCCACGGAUCAGGCGAUCAAACUGCGAGCGAUGCAUGCCAUACUAAGGAGGCUGAACAUGACGCCCAACCGGUCCCAAGGCGUCGCCGGCCCAAAGCAGAGGAUAUGUUUGCGGAUUCUGAUUCCGACUAA